GUUCCAGGCCCCACUGCUCCACUCACCAGCUCUGCGACCAGAGGUCUCAGUUUCUCUCUCCGUAAGAUUAGAAAGUCAACAGCCAUCUCAUGGAGUAGACAAAAUGAGACCAUCGCAGCAGGUGCCUAGCCUGCGUGGCUCAAGGUAAACUUGGGAGGAAGGCAGCGCAGCAAGGUCACAGUACUCGGCCUGAGGGCUGGAGCCCUGGAGUAGCAGGUCCACCAACUCCCAGUCCAGUGUUCUUAAUGUCACACGGGGAACGAAGAAGUUAUUAAUGACCGCUCACAUUCCCCAAUGAUGGAGCCUCACUUGGGAUGGAAGGAACUCCUUCAAAGAGCCUCGAUGACUCCCUACAGGACUACUGCUUUGAGGAAUGGGAACUGCCUGGCAAGUACCUGCUCCAGCUCUGUCCCCGAAGCCUUGAGGCUCUGACCGUGUGGCCUCUGGGCCACCAGGAGAUCAUCCUGGAAGGGGUGGAACAGCUCCGGGCCCUGAGCUCUGGGCUACAGACAGAGAACCUUCAGAGCCUGACAGAGAGAUUGCUGGAGGGGACCUAUGCUUUCCAGGGCUUAGUCCAAGGUCACCUGGAGGGCUGUGUGGAGCCCCCUGCCCAUGUCCUCAGUGCAGCUGUGAAACUGAUACAUGAGGCCCAUACCCUCCUCUUCUGGCUCAACAGAUACCUCUUCUCCCACUUAAAUGACUUCUCGGCCUGCCAGAAGAUUGGGGAGUUGUGCGGGGAGCUGGGCCAGGCCUUGCAGGAGGACACUCCAGCGGCUGAGAAGGAGAGCAAAGUCCUGAGGAUUUGCAGCCACGUGGUCGGGAUCUGCCACAGCAUCCUGAACUGCAGCCCCCAGGAGCUGCUGGAGCAGAGGGCAGUGCUGGAGCGUGUGCAGCUGGAUGACCCUUUGGGCCUGGAAAUCCACACCACCAGUAAUUGCCUGCACUUUGUGUCCCGUGUGGGAACCCAGGUCCCUGCCGACACUCGGCUGCAGAUCCUGCCUGGAGACGAGAUUGUCCAGGUCAAUGAGCAGGUGGUGGUGGGCUGGCCCCAUAAGAAUGUGAUGAGGGAGCUGCUGCGGGAGCCAGCCGGGGCCACCUUAGUGCUGAAGAAGGUCCCGGUGCCAAAGACCCCUCCACAGACCUCUCCUCAAGCCCUGGGCUCUCCACAGCGGACGGUCCCCUCACCCCCCUCACCAGCUCGCCCCCCACGGUCUCCCAGAACCCCGUCUGAAGACAUCUUUGCCUUUGACCUGACUUCAAACCCAAGGCCUGGACCCAGCACUGCCUGGACAGACUCUACCUCCCUCGACCUUGAGUCCCUGCCCAUUCCCCCUGCAUCCCCAGCCACACUCCCAGCAGGAGUAGCAGAUACUCAGAAGCCCCCAGAACACCCUGACAAGAGUCCUGUUCCUGGUCGGAAGAAAUCAAAAGGCGUGGCGACUCGACUAAGUCGCAGGCGGGUGUCCUGCCGGGAACUGGGCCAGCCAGACUGUGACGGCUGGCUCCUACUGCGCAAGGUGCCUGGUGGCUUCAUGGGCCCGCGCUGGCGCCGCUGCUGGUUUGUGCUCAAGAGACACACGCUUUACUGGUACCACCAGCCCCAGGAUGAGAAGGCUGAAGGUCUCAUCAAUGUUUCCAACUACAGUCUGGAAAGCGGUCAGGAUCAGAAGAAAAAAUAUGUGUUCCAGCUCACCCAUGACGUGUACAAACCCUUCAUUUUCGCUGCUGACACCCUGGAGGAUCUGAGCAUGUGGGUGCGCCAUCUAAUUACCUGCAUUUCCAAGUACCAGUCUCCACGCCGGGCCUCCCUGCCCCGAGAAGAAGACUGCUACAGUGAGACAGAAGCAGAAGACCCUGACGAUGACGCUGGGUCCCGAUCGGCCUCGCCCUGCCCAGCCCAAGUCUGGGGUCCGCUCCAUGGAGACACAUCACCUGCAGCUACCCCGACGCAGGGCAGCCCACGGACAUCCUUUGGCUCACCACCAGACAACAGUGAAGGGGCGCUGGAAGGAAUGGUGCGGGGGCUGAGGCAGGGGGGCGUGUCCCUCCUGGGCCAGCCGCAGCCCCUCACUCAGGAACAAUGGCGGAGCUCUUUCAUGCGGCGCAACCGAGACCCCCAGCAAAAUGAGCUAGUGCACCGCGUACGAGCACUACAGAGCACACUCAAGGCAAAGCUGCAGGAGCUUCAGGCUUUGGAGGAAGUGCUGGGUGACCCCGAGCUGACAGGAGAGAAGUUCCGACAGUGGAAGGAGCAGAACCAAGAUCUCUACUUGGAGAGCCUGGGGGCCGGGGCAGUGGUGCAAGCUGAAGGCCCCUCCCAAGUCCUGAGCUCUGACCCCAGAGAACAGCCUUCCCACCCCCUGCCCUCUGACCCUGAGGAGCAGUCUCAUCUCUGCCCCUGGACCCCAGAGAGCAACCUCCAGCCUCCUGACCUCUGACCCUGGUCAGCACUCUGGCUCCUGACCUCUGGCCUCGAAGACCACCUCAACCCCCCAGCCUCUGACUCGCCCAGGACAGGGCCCCUGCCGGCUCUGUUCAAGGUCAGAAGUAGUGCUACCCCGAGAUGGCCCCCUCUGCCUAAGUGUCCACCAUUUCUGCUCCUCUCUCCCCUGGAGUGGGGUCAAGUGAAGUGAACUCUGGGCCAUCCUCUCUCUUGCCAAUGAAGUGGUGGGAAGCUGGCCUGCAAGAAAUUCUCUCCCACCUCAUCCUCUGACCUGUGGGGGCACAAACCCACUCCCUGCCUAGUCUUGUAUAGGUGUUCAUUUUACACAAGAAACACUUUCAACAAAAUAAAAUCAAUCUUAUCUAAAAUGAA
This is a messenger RNA of Nyctereutes procyonoides (raccoon dog), 2815 nucleotides long. RefSeq names its product connector enhancer of kinase suppressor of Ras 1 (gene CNKSR1). The transcript has 21 exons. Gene Ontology annotation, molecular function: protein binding. The record is from RefSeq and is a predicted model, not a curated record. Lineage: Eukaryota; Metazoa; Chordata; Mammalia; Carnivora; Canidae. Bases 315 to 2438 code for a protein of 707 amino acids.